UCUAUAAAUGGUCAUGUUACUUUAGUAUACAAUAUAAAGUAGACACCUUCGUAACGCACCAUACUUUUGUUACCAUAGCAACGAUGCACGAACGUCACAACAAUCAGUCAAAAAUCCUCAGACAAAUAGCCUUGUUUAUGUUGUCUUGAAAGAAUAGGAUAAAACGGUUUUCUUUUAUAGGUUCGCCAUUUACCUGUCACAAGAUAUGUACCUAACGUUAUUCUAAAUUAUGAUAAUGGAUAACGACGUGGCUAACUAUUCAGUGAUUGGUCGCAUCGGGGAGGGUGCCCAUGGGCUGGUCUUCAAGGCAAGACACAUUCCCACGGGACGCGAGGUAGCCCUAAAGAAGAUACUUAUUAAAAACCUCGAGGAUGGCAUUCCAGUGAACGUUAUGAGGGAGAUAAAAGCGUUGCAGCUGCUUCGAUGUAAAUAUAUAAUAAAACUCCACGACAUGUUCCCCCGCGGUAUGAGCCUGGUGCUAGUUCUGGAGUACAUGUGCUCAGGGCUGUGGGAUAUGCUGCAUCACACACAGCAGGAGCUGACCCUUCCGAGGGUCAAGACUUACGCGCAAAUGCUGUUGAAAGGCACUCGUUACAUGCACGCGCAUUAUGUAAUGCAUAGGGACUUGAAACCUGCAAACCUCCUUAUAAACCAUGAAGGGAUUUUGAAGAUCGCGGAUUUAGGUCUAGCUAGACUCUACUGGCCCGAUGGAGGAAGACCAUAUUCACAUCAAGUUGCCACAAGAUGGUAUAGAGCUCCCGAGUUGUUGUACGGCGCAAGGUAUUACAAUGAAAAAGUUGACCUAUGGGCCGUUGGAUGUAUAUUGGCAGAAUUGAUAACGAAACAAGCACUCUUUGCCGGGGAAUCAGACAUUGAACAGCUGGCGAUUGUGUUGCAACACUUAGGCACGCCUACAGAGGAGACCUGGCCAGGACAUUCAGAGUUACCAGACUUCCAUAAGAUCACUUUCCCCGAGUCAUCACCGACACCCUGGCCAGAACUACUGCCGGGAGUGGAGCCUCACGCUGUGCACCUUGUCAAGUCCUUCAUAAUGUAUGAUGCUGAUAAGAGGAUAUCAGCAAAAGAGGCAUUACGGCACCAGUGGUUUUACAACAGACCCGCGCCAGCGUCUUUGGAAGACAUGCCAAAACCAAUGAUGAAUAAACUUAAGUAGGUACUCGUCGGGAGCAAUAAAAAUGCACACAUUUCAAAAUGUAUUUUAUUGAAUUUAAUUAAAUUAUAAAUCAGUUAUAAUUACAA
Molecule: messenger RNA, 1260 nt
Organism: Trichoplusia ni (cabbage looper)
Lineage: Eukaryota; Metazoa; Arthropoda; Insecta; Lepidoptera; Noctuidae
Product: cyclin-dependent kinase 20-like
Exons: 6
Coding region: 230-1174 (314 amino acids)
Biological process (GO): protein phosphorylation
Cellular component (GO): nucleus
Molecular function (GO): cyclin-dependent protein serine/threonine kinase activity; ATP binding
Source: RefSeq, a predicted model, not a curated record